AAUCAUGGGCAAUCCACGGGGUAUGAGCGUGCUAGAGCUGACCUGGCCUACGACCCCGAAGGCGAUGUGACAAGCCAAUCAGAUGCAAUUAGUCGUCGCUCAACGUAUGGGUGUCCAUAUCAAAAUUUACUUGAGCCCGGUGCUCGAUGGGUUGUUGACUCUAUUCUUCUCAACGCCUAUACGACUGCCACUUCAAAUAUGAAAAAUGCGCAGCUGUUGAAUGUCCAAUACAGGGGCUAUAAUUUCAGCCCGGUUACCCUCAAUCGAAACAGGGUCAUUCUCUAUGGAAGACUAAACUAUAGCGUGUGGCAUGGCAAGAGUGAGGCCUUGUGUCUUAACGUCCUUAUCGUCAAGGUGAAGCGCGGGGCUAAGAGGAAAAACCCUAUUCCCCAACUCUUAGGAUAUAUGGGUCUAUAUCUCGCUAUAUGUACUGAGCUCUAUUUGAGAAAGCUAAUCGGUAUAAAAGGGUAUAUCAGCCGCGGACGUAAGGAUGAGAAGAAGUGCAACUACAAUGUCUACGGUAUUGUGUAUACUAGAUCCGUUCGGCAUUUUUUGAAAAUUAGUCAUGAGUCAAAGCCGUUCGAUUUGCUAGUGUGGAUGCUGCGGAGGGCAGCUGCUAUCUCCCCAGCUCACUCAAAAGAAACCUCAGCGGAAACUUACCUAUAG
This is a messenger RNA of Penicillium crustosum, 666 nucleotides long. RefSeq lists its product as uncharacterized. Lineage: Eukaryota; Fungi; Ascomycota; Eurotiomycetes; Eurotiales; Aspergillaceae. The annotation marks the transcript as partial. The record is from RefSeq and is a predicted model, not a curated record. The transcript has 3 exons.